GAGGCUUCAUUAUAUGGGACAUCUCAGGUGGUCAAGAGGACUAUUCUUUUGAGGAGUUGUUGCCCAUGGCAGUUAUUGGAGUUAUAGGAGGUCUUCUUGGAGCAUUGUUCAAUCAGCUUACUCUCUAUAUGACACACUGGCGUAGAAAUUAUUUGCACAAGAAAGGAAAUCGUGUUAAAAUUAUUGAAGCUUGUAUCAUCUCUGUGAUAACCUCAGCCAUUUCAUUUGGAUUGCCACUUUUUAGAAAAUGUACUCCGUGCCCUGAAGCCGAUGCUAACUCUGGCAUUGAAUGUCCGCAAGCACCGGGAAUGUUUGGCAAUUAUGUUAAUUUUUACUGUCAGAACAACAAAGAGUACAAUGACCUCGCAACCAUAUUCUUCAACACUCAGGAUGACGCCAUAAGAAAUUUAUUCAGUGCAAAGACAGCUCACGAAUUCAGUGCUCAAAGCCUACUGACAUUUUUGGUUAUGUUUUACACCUUGGCAGUGGUGACCUUUGGAACUGCAGUUCCAGCAGGUCAGUUUGUGCCAGGUAUCAUGAUAGGAUCAACUUAUGGACGUCUUGUUGGCAUGUUUGUGGUUAGCUUUUACAGGAAGCUGAAUAUUGAAGAGGGGACGUAAGUAUUUCUUUCUUGUUUACUCCUUCAU
This is a messenger RNA of Nicotiana tabacum (common tobacco), 647 nucleotides long. NCBI's taxonomy places the organism in Eukaryota, Viridiplantae, Streptophyta, Magnoliopsida, Solanales, Solanaceae. The record is from RefSeq and is a predicted model, not a curated record.